AUAUACCCCCCAUUAAAAGAGAUGACAAAAAUUGGACGCUGUGUUUAGUCAGACAACAAAUUUCACAUUGGCAAGUACACCUGCUUCAGCCUUUGACUUAAAAUGCAAGUCGUUGUUAUAGUCUUUAUAGCGUUCAUUUUGAGCGCAACGGAAAUAUCAGCUCGAUUUAUAUCUGAUAACAUAUGUCUGGCAAUGCCAAAUGGUCAGAAGCUUCCUAUUACUGAUGACUGCGGAUCAUACAUAGUAUGCGAGUACAAUGUGCAAAAAGUUCAGCGCUGCGCAUACGGCACCCUUUUCGAUCCGAUUUCGAUGGUAUGCAACUGGGCCGCUUUUGUCAAGUGUGGACAAACACCGUCGCUCCCGCCAAUUAUUCUUGCACCCUCGUCCACUUCUGUUGCAAUUCCGACUACGUACAGGCCACCAACAGGAUUUCCAAGCAUACCGACCGCACCGACGCCACUACCCACAACUGUAACAGUGAGAACAACCACUAAUAUCCCGUAUGAGCCUCCAUAUAUUCCUACAGCUCCUACCGCUUCACCCACACUGCGACCUCCUGUAGUCGUUACUUCCAUUCCGACGAUACGUCCAACAACUACCCCACGUCCAGUGAUUACAACCACUCCCCAGUUCAAACCACCCAUGAACCCUUAUCCAUUCUGUACCCCGGAAGAGUUUAGCUUCAUCGCACACCCAACAGCAUGCGAGAGUUACUAUAUUUGUGCCUACGGUAAGCUGAUUCUGCAUAGCUGUGGACAUGGUGUUUACUGGAACACAGCCACCAAUCAGUGUGACUUCCCGGAAAAUACCGACUGCACUAAUCUCCCUAAUCCGGCCGCUCCGGAAACGUCUACCCCGUCCGCUGAAACAACAACGAUAUCAAGCACUCCGGAUUGUUACGGCAGUAACAUUUUUUACCCCAACUACAACGACUGUAGUCAGUAUUACAUCUGCAUCGGGCUACAGCCAAUAUUGAUGAGCUGUCCUACCAGCUAUUUGUGGAAUAGUAAAACAUCUCAAUGUGAUCAGCCUGGUAAUGCAGUAUGUGCGCAGAAAUAACAAAAUUCCUCUUAUAGGAAUGAUUAUUUUGAAUGAUGAAAAACAUGAAUAAAUUGUUUCUUCCGCAUCUGAUCAUGAAAUAAAAAUACGAUCGGUUGUUA
Messenger RNA from Anopheles merus, 1160 nucleotides. Its product is annotated as probable chitinase 10. Gene Ontology annotation, molecular function: chitin binding. The record is from RefSeq and is a predicted model, not a curated record. Gene Ontology annotation, cellular component: extracellular region. Bases 103 to 1059 code for a protein of 318 amino acids. NCBI's taxonomy places the organism in Eukaryota, Metazoa, Arthropoda, Insecta, Diptera, Culicidae. The transcript is spliced from 4 exons.